UAUGAAUUCGGCCAAGAAAUAUCUGAUCAUGAUAAUUCAUUGACUCCAAUAACAUUGGAAGCUACAAGUAGAUUUGGAACAUCGCACAUAUUUUAGCUGUGCCAUAUGUAUCUCUGUUUACCUUCAGAAAAUUAGUUAUGAAAACAUUUCUUCUUCUUCUAUUCUUUCCUGUUGCCUUGGCCUUAAAACCAGAAGGCAUUAAUGGAGACGAGCGCGUAAUUGGCGCCAUAUCGGAUUGUAACACUCGAGUUGGCAAAGAAGAAAGAGUAGCCAUGGAUAUGGCCAUUCAAGAUUUCAACAAGAUGCACAGUCAAACAUUUCUUAUGCUGAGAUUGAAGUGUUCUGAACAUAAACCUAUAAAGUCAGCUCUUGCAGCAAGACAUCUGAUCAGUAAGAACAAGGUGGAAGUGAUUCUUGGACCAAGAUCAUGGGAGGAAACAUCCACUGUUGCAGAGGUUAGUGAAAACUAUGAUGUUCCAAUUCUUUCAUUUGCGGAUUCUAGUCCACUGAGGGCGGCAGAGCGUUGGCCGUUCCUCAUUCAAGCUGCGGCUGGGACACACAUACAAAUGAAGGCAGUGGCUAAUAUAAUUCAAUCGUGGGGGUGGCGCAGGGUGAAUGUAAUAUAUGAGGACACAGAUUCUACGGCCAAUGGAAUCAGUCCUUAUCUUUAUGGUGCUUUACAAGCAGUUGAUGUCGAAAUAAGUAAUCUUUUACCCCUCCCUUCUUUUGGUAAUUCCUCUUUGUUGCACGAAGAACUCGGAAAUCUGAAAAAAGAGCAAUGUAGAGUGUUUGUUGUGCAUACUUCUUUAGAACUUGCGACGCGUGUUUUCGGAGUGGCUAAGGAAAAGAAGAUGAUGGAGAAGGAAUAUGUAUGGAUUACCACUGAUUCCAUUACAAGUUCGGUGCAUUCCAUGAAUUUUUCCUUAAUUUCCUCUAUGCAAGGUGUGGUAGGCGUGAGGAACUCUUUUCUUGAGACUGGACCUCAUUUCAAUAGUUUUUCGACAAGAUUUUAUGGUAUCUUUGGCCGGAAGUACCCCGAGGAAAAGCAUCACGAGCCUGGAAUCUUUGCGCUGCAGGCUUAUGAUGCUGUGCGGAUAGUGGGAUUAGCAAUGAAUGAACCUACCAAAAGCAACGGUUGGCAACUUUUGGAAAGUAUUCUCAAAACAGAUUUCAACGGUUUAAGUGGGAAUAUCCGGUUUAAGGGGAAAAAAUUAGAGUCCGCAACUCGAUUUCAGAUAAUCAAUAUCAUUGGAAAGCAUUACAGAGAACUGGGAUUCUGGACUGAGAAUUUAGGAUUCUCCCAUACUAUAGAUCAUGGAGUGUACAAUUUAUCCAUGGAGAGUUUAGGAGAUGUUAUUUGGCCUGGACUCGGAGGGCGAUCUUCUGCUCCAAGAGGUUGGGAUCUUCCAACAAUUGAAAAUCCUUUGAAAAUUGGAGUUCCCAAUGGAUCCAUUACAAACAAAUUUGUGAAAGUUGAUUAUGAUUCUUCUACAGACAAGUACACUUUCUCGGGAUUUUCUCUUGAUGUGUUUGAUGAAACGGCAAGGCAUUUGAAGUACUCUCUACAAUAUAAAUUCGUUCCUUUUGGAGGAAACUACAAUGAUUUAGUAAUGAAAGUUCAAUCAAAGGAAUUUGAUGCAGCAGUUGGUGACAUCGCCAUAAUAUCAAAUCGAUCUAAAUAUGUAGAAUUCACGCACGCUCAUACUGAGACAGGACUAGUAAUGGUUGUGCCAAUUCUAUGGCAUUCGAGCAGAGCUUGGUUGUUUGUGAAGCCCUUCACAAAAGCCAUGUGGUUUCUCACAUUUUUCAUUAAUGUCUUCAAUGGAUUCGUCGUUUGGAGUAUUGAGCGAAAUUACUGCUCUGAACUAAGAGGACCAGUUCUGAACCAAAUAGGCACUCUACUUUGGUUGGCCUUUGCCACACUGUUCUCAAUAAAAGGUGAAAAAUUACAUAGCAAUUUGUCACGUAUGGCCACCGUGGUAUGGCUUUUCGUGUCUCUGAUCAUCACACAAAGCUAUACAGCCAGCCUUAGCAGCAUGCUCACAGUGCAAAAUCUUGAACCAAAAAUAACAAAUAUUGAGACAUUAAAGAGCAAUAACGCAUUGAUUGGCUACUCGAAUCUGUCUUUUGUUAGGGGAUAUUUGGAGGGUCCUUUAGGCUUUAAAUCAAGCAACAUUAGGAAUUUCACAUCGACAGACGAGUAUGCACUGGCUCUCAGAAGUGGUGCUAUUGCAGCAGCCUUUCUUGAAGUUCCUGUGGCUAAACUUUUCGUCGCCAAAUAUUGCAAGAGCUUCACCAUAGCUGGUCCUACUUCCCUAGUUGGAGGAUACGGAUUUGUAAUUUCUCUUUCCCUUAUGAAAGCAUUUCCAAAGGGAUCCCUUUUACUUCCUGACAUAGAUGAAGCAUUACUGAAUGUUCGGGAAAAUGGGGUGCUGAAAGAUUUGGAGCAGAGCUUAAUAGCAUCUGAGCAAUGUGUAGAUAUUAAAUCAGACAAUGAAACUGCAAGUCUUAGCCCUCAGAACUUUUUUGUGCUGUUUAUCAUCACAGGAGUCACAUCAUCAGCAUCACUUUUAAUCUAUUAUUUUCGGGCAAAAGACAGAUUUGAGAAUUCUUCGGCUCAAUAUAAAGGGAUUUGGAUUGCGACAACGAUGGUUUUGAAAAAGUUGGGAUAUCGUAGAAACAGACUUUCAAGAAAAAUGAGUGAUGUUGCUGACAGCGGCGAAUCCAGGAUCGAAGUCCAGUUAGGGCGGGUUGACCGUUGACGAUCGGACUAGGACUGGUUGACCUUCGUAAUUGUUGUUUUUUAAUAUUAUAGUUGCAGAAAAUUUUUAUGAGGAAAGAAAUGGCAAAAUUAUGUAAAUUUUGAUCAAAGAAAAAUUUGACUAUUUCAUGCACGCUUGACUACACUACAAAAUUGGGUCAUUCUAACCUUACAUCACUACCUUUACAACUCUAUAAACGACCAAUGGUUUGUAGAUGUCAAAAUUAUAGAACAAAAUCCUUGACUACAUUUAGCAAGUAUAAAUUUCCGUAUAAUUUGUGAAAACGCAUGAGAGAAGAAAGAGAAUUUAACUUAUUAAAAAUCAUUGCUGCUAAGUGCUAAAUCUCAUUGGUUUUGACAAUUGAUUAAAGGUACAGUAUGUGGGAACACAUGAUUGAAAAGCUCAAAACUCCAAUAAAUUGAGACAUUUACAAGUAGAACAACAUUCAACAAAAUUCAGUAACAAAAUUCAACAAAAUCAAAAUAGAACAAAACCAAUAAAAGAAC
Messenger RNA from Olea europaea var. sylvestris, 3268 nucleotides. Its product is annotated as glutamate receptor 2.8-like. NCBI's taxonomy places the organism in Eukaryota, Viridiplantae, Streptophyta, Magnoliopsida, Lamiales, Oleaceae. Gene Ontology annotation, molecular function: signaling receptor activity; ligand-gated monoatomic ion channel activity. The coding region runs from base 138 to 2762 and encodes 874 amino acids. The record is from RefSeq and is a predicted model, not a curated record. The transcript has 5 exons. Gene Ontology annotation, cellular component: plasma membrane.